Messenger RNA from Tyto alba (common barn owl), 2386 nucleotides. RefSeq names its product nuclear autoantigenic sperm protein (gene NASP). The record is from RefSeq and is a predicted model, not a curated record. Gene Ontology annotation, biological process: DNA replication-dependent chromatin assembly; CENP-A containing chromatin assembly. The transcript is spliced from 15 exons. The coding region runs from base 102 to 2273 and encodes 723 amino acids. Gene Ontology annotation, molecular function: histone binding. Gene Ontology annotation, cellular component: nucleoplasm. Lineage: Eukaryota; Metazoa; Chordata; Aves; Strigiformes; Tytonidae.
GCCGCGAGGCGGGCCGGGGCGUGUCCUCGGGGGGUAUAUAGGCAGCCGGAGGGGCAGGGGUCUGCACUCUGCCGCCACCGCCCCUGUCUCCAGCAGCUUCUAUGCAGUCUGCAGCCGUCGCCGCUCUCCCCUGCGUUGAGCCCGCGCCGGCCUCCCCGACUAGGAUGGAAGAGGAAUUGGCAGCUCCUUCCACUUCCACAUCCACAGACAAGACAGACAGUAUGGAUGUGGAUGGAGAAUCAAAGAAACUGUUGGGUCUAGGACAGAAACACUUGGUAAUGGGAAAUAUUCCAGCUGCUGUUAAUGCAUUCCAGGAGGCUGCGAGCUUACUGGGAAAAAAGUAUGGUGAGACAGCGGAUGAGUGUGCAGAAGCUUUUUUUUACUAUGGAAAAUCUCUCCUGGAGUUGGCAAGAAUGGAAAAUGGUGUGCUGGGAAAUGCCUUGGAAGGGGUGCAGGUUGAAGAGGAAGGGGAAAAAGCUGAAGGAGAUUCUGCGUUACCAACUGUUGAUGAAGAUGCAAGGGAGGAGUUGAGAGAACAGGUAUAUAACGCCAUGGGGGAAAAAGAAGAGGCCAAAAAGUCUACAGAGGAGUCUCCAGUACUACCUGAAAAGGAAAUCAAAGAGGAGAAUGUUGAAGUGAAAGAUAUCCCAGGAGAAGCAAUUGCUGACAAGGAAGUAAAGCUUGAAGAGGCUGAAGAGAAGGUGGAGGCUUCUGUGGAAACAGUAACUUCAGAAGAGCAGAAACAGCAGGUGGCUGUGGAAAAUGAGGCUACAAAGGAGGAGGCAGCUGUGGAAGAGAAGGUAGUGGAAAAAGAGCAGAAGAUGGUGCCUGAAGACAAGGUAGCAGAGGCAAGUGAGAAGGAAAGAACGACAGAAGUGUCAGACAAGGAGACAAAGGCAGCAGUGGAAGAGGCUGAGGCUGGAGAAUUGGCGGUGGGAGAGCGGACAGCAGAAGCAACAGAAAAAGAGCCAGCUGUGGAAAAGAGAGAGGCUGUAGAAGGGCAGGCAGAGGCAGCUGUGGAAGCGAAGGCAGUAGCACAAGUGACAGCAGAAGUGCAGGCACCAGUUGCUGUGGAGCAGAAAGAAGUUGCAGAAGGGGAAGCAGAAGGAGCUGAACAGAAGGUGGAGGAGAAACAAGAGCCAGUAGAGACAGCUACAGAGGAGAAACCGGAUGAAUCUAAAGAGACAGAGUCCUCAAAGGAACCUGUGCCCACAGAGGGCAAAGAGCCGCCUAAUGACAUGGAAGAAAAGGCUGAAGUAGCUGCUAAGGUAGAGAAAGAAGAAAAGAAAGAUGACCUGAUGGAAGAGGGUGAAGGUGCUAAGGUAGAAAAAGAAGAGAAAGAUGACCUGAUGGAAGAGGGAGAAGAAACAGAAGAAUCUGAAGAGGAAGAUAAAGAAAAUGAGAAAGCUGAAGAUAAGGAGAACGAAUUGACAGUGGAAGACAAGUCUUUACAGGAAAGUGAGGAGGAUGAAAUUGGAAAUCUUGAGCUAGCCUGGGACAUGCUGGAGUUGGCAAAAGUCAUCUACAAGAGACAAGAGACAAAAGAAGCUCAGCUCCAUGCUGCUCAAGCUCAUCUAAAGCUAGGAGAAGUUAGCGUUGAAUCCGAAAACUACACACAGGCUAUCGAAGAGUUUCAGGCCUGCCUGGCCCUGCAGCAGAAGUACCUGGAGGAUCACGACCGCCUGCUUGCCGAGAGUCACUACCAGCUGGCGCUGGCGUACCACUACAACAGCCAGUUCGACGAGGCGGUUUUGCAGUUCGGUAAAUCCGUAGAAGUCAUUGACAAGAGGAUGGCAAUGCUUACGGAGCGAAUAAAGAAGGCAGAAAGUGGGUCCCCUGAAGAUGAGAAGGAGAUCGAAGAACUGAAGGGACUUCUUCCUGAAAUUAAAGAAAAGAUAGAAGAUUCAAAGGAGUCUCAAAAGAGUGCAAGAGUAGCUGAGCUGGCUCUGAAAGCAACUCUGGUUGGAACUACAUCUGGCUUUGCACAAAGUGAAGACAGUGGUUCUGUUUCCACAAUUCCAGUAAGAAAAGCAGCUGAUGGUGCAUCUCAGUGUGUUACAGACAUCUCUCACCUCGUCAGGAAAAAGAGGAAACCAGAGGAGGAGACUCAACAGGGAGACAAUGAAGCUAAGAAAUCUAAACCAGAACCGGCUGUCAAUGGUGGUGGUGGUGACGAUGCCCCCAGUGGAAAUGAGGUUGCAGAAAAAAUGGAAGAGGAGACAGAGAAAAGGCCACAAGCAGAAUCGGGGGCUGCAGUUGAAAGCACAGUAUGAUAAUUCUUUAACCUUGGACACUCCUCUCCUUACAAGGAAAAUGGUUUUGUAUAUAGUGUAUUUUUUCACUUUUUGGCAACUUUUGUAUGACUUCAAUAAAGAUUGUAAGCAAA